CGUCCCAUCGAAUUUGCGAUCGUGGAGGCGGAUUUCCGUAUAUUCUUCGGCUCGGAAGUGAGGCUCGAGUAUCGAUGGUACCGGGAAUGUGAGAAAGCGAUUGACGUCAUAUGUGGCACAUCCGAUCCGUUCACGGUCGACCCAAGGAGACUGGAGGAGACCCACGCGACGAGUCAUCGCCAGGAACGGCCCUCACGCAACAUCGCGACGAGAGGGCAGAAGGGAGCUUGUAGCGAGAAGAGCACGUACAUCGUUCACACCGCAGAAGAGAAGAUGGAGCAUGUGAUCGGGAAGUCGCUUAGUCCCCAGUUGCGAGUCCCAGAUUAUGUUGCCCAGGGGUUGCACCCCAUCAGAGAAGAGACGAAACGGGUUGCCAUCCCCAAACCAGGCGACUACCGCCUUGAACGAUUUCAAGAGAAAUUUUUACUGAUCUUCCCCGUGUUGGUGGUGAGCAUCGCCGUGGAAUGGUUUUACCGCUGGUACCGCUGGAACGUGAAGGCGUCCAUCUCCGCCAUCAUAACGGCCGUCUCCUGCGGGAUCCUCACAGGAUUCAUGCGGCACGGCGUGCUGGGAGGCCCCUUCCUUGCCAUGACCAAGUUUCAGACCUGGAAGUUCCCCGAAGACUCACCUUUCUCUUGGUUCCUCAGUCUCCUCCUCUUGGAUUUCGCUUUUUAUCUUCAUCAUCGGGCCUCUCACAGUUCCAGCCUCCUCUGGACAUCCCACAGGCUCCACCACAUAUGCAGCCGACACCACCUCCCCACUGGGUUCCGACAGGGCGUCUUGGAGCUUCUUUCCUACACCGCGUUCACUGCACCCUUGGCCCUGCUGGGCGUCCCGGUCAAGCACUUCCUCAUCCUCUACCAGAUCCACUUCGUCCACCAGUUCUACAUCCACGUGAACGUUGAGCUUCCGUUCUCCAUUCCACUCGUCGAUGCCAUCCUCAAUACGCCGCAUCGUCACAGGAUUCAUCACGAUGUGCUGAACAAGAACUUUGGCGGUGUCUUCUUGAUUUGGGACCACAUUUUCGGGACUUUCCAGUCUGAGGCGCGCCCGGAAUACGUCGCCAAGAGCAUCGUUUCCAGGACUCGCGAUGCCAUUUGGAUGCAGACGAAGGCGGUGAUGCGGCUGUGCCACCUUGCGUCUCUGGAGCCGCGAUGGUCCCGGAAGUUCCAGAUUUUCACGAGAUUCCCCGAGGAAGGAAACUCCGAUUGCGAUCAAGUGCCGCAGUCGCCGACGCUGAGACGAAUCAUCCGUAUCCCGAUUUGGUGCCAGGUCUACAUGCUGCUUCACAGUGCCAUCUUCCUCUACUUUUACCACCUUUACACUGCAACCACGGUGGAGCUGGACUUCCUGACCCACGUCCUCUCGAAGAGCCUCUUGACCCUGAGUCUGGUGACGGCCGGAGCCAUCAUGGACCGCCGGGACUACAGCGGCGCCUGCGAGUCCCUCCGCUGUCUCCUCGUCUAUCUCGUCCUCCAACGGGUCGCCUCCACCUACCCCGUGAUGCUGCUCAAGACCGUCUUCUGGAUAUCCGGGGUGCUCUGGGUCUAUCUCACCCAGACCCUUUGGUACAUGGACAUGGCCGUCACCAUCAAGAACCACAAGAAGACGUAGGAAUUAUGCCUUUCACCGAGCGACGAUUGUGGAUUUUAUGUCUCUUUUGAAGAUUCAGUUCGAUAUCGAGAAGCCCCAGCUGUGAACUCUCCGUUCCAUGCUUGAUGCAACAUAGAAAUGCACGAGGGCGCAAAUGCUCCAAUAACUCUCAAAGGUCUUAUGCACGAUGGCAAUAAAGAGCAAAUUGAGUUAGAGCACUACAAUCAAGACAAUACUUUGGGAGUGUCAAAUCUGAUUAAAUAUGCGUGAUGAUAUUCUCGUGCAAAUUUAUUUUUUGAAUUUUUCAAUUGAAGCAUGUUCAAAAUGCUGGAGUUGCUCAAAUCUUCGACAAUAGUUAAAAUAAAAAACAUGAAUGCCGA
This is a messenger RNA of Darwinula stevensoni, 1973 nucleotides long. Lineage: Eukaryota; Metazoa; Arthropoda; Ostracoda; Podocopida; Darwinulidae. The record is from the annotation of a GenBank genome assembly.